CGCGCGCAACGAAAACGAAAUACAAAAAAAAGAGCUCAUAGUUGUCUCCGCACCACGCGAUACCCCUCCCUCUCUACCCCCUUCACGAGAAAGCGAGAAACUCUCUCUCUCUCUCUCUCUCUCUCUCUCUCUCUCUCUCUCCAUUCCCAUCCAUUCCCCCUUUCCCCUUUCCCCUCCACCUCUUCGAUCCGAUCGAGCGAUCGCGGCUCUAGGGUUUGCAAAUCGGAGGAGAUGAUCCCCGAUCUGUGAACGCGCGAUCGAUCGAUUUGGCGUUGCGGUGUGGAGAUUCGAGCGAAUGGAGAGGAAGAAGUACCCGAUCCGGGCGGAGGAUUACGAGCUCUACGAGAUCGUCGGGCAGGGGGUGAGCGCGUCCGUUUAUCGGGCCCGCUGCGUCCCCCUCAAUGAGAUCGUCGCGAUCAAGAUCCUCGACUUCGAGCGGGAUAGUAGCGAUCUGGGAAACAUCACCCGUGAAGCACAAACUAUGAUCUUGAUUGACCAUCCUAAUGUUCUGAAAGCACAUUGUUCCUUUGUAAAUGACCAUAACUUAUGGGUUGUCAUGCCUUACAUGGCUGGAGGAUCUUGUCUUCACAUAAUGAAAUCAGCCUAUCCUAAUGGUUUUGAGGAAGUUGUGAUUGCAACUGUGCUGCGUGAAGUCUUAAAGGGCUUGGAAUAUCUUCAUCAACAGGGUCAUAUACAUCGCGAUGUAAAGGCUGGAAAUAUCCUAGUUGAUGUACGAGGUGGAAUUAAGCUUGGAGAUUUUGGGGUCUCUGCUUGCCUUUUUGAUUCUGGUGAUAGACAGCGCACCAGGAAUACAUUUGUUGGGACACCUUGCUGGAUGGCACCAGAGGUGAUGGAGCAGCUACAUGGCUAUGAUUUCAAGGCAGACAUAUGGUCGUUUGGCAUCACUGCCUUAGAACUUGCUCAUGGUCAUGCUCCUUUCUCCAAAUAUCCUCCAAUGAAGGUCUUGCUUAUGACCUUGCAAAAUGCUCCGCCUGGCCUUGACUACGAAAGGGACAGGAAAUUCUCACGGUUUUUUAGGCAAAUGAUCGGUAUGUGCUUGGUGAAAGAUCCUUCGAAAAGGCCUUCUGCAAAAAAGCUCUUAAAGCAUCCUUUCUUCAAGCAAGCUCGGUCUCAAGAAUUCCUAAAUCGAAAAAUUUUGGAGGGAUUGCCCACUCUUGGUGAUCGUUAUCAGGCUUUAAAGGAAAAAGAAGAAGACUUGCUUGCACAGAAGAAAAUGCCAGAUGGAGAAAAGGAAGAGAUAUCACAGAAUGAGUACAAAAGAGGAAUCAGCAGUUGGAACUUUGACAUUGAGGACUUGAAGGCUCAAGCUUCACUGCUUCCAGAUAAUGAGGAUAAUAUUCCAAUUAAAGAUCCUGAAGGGUGCGCAAGUUCUUUGUUUGAGAUCGAUGCAUCACAUGAAAGGAACCAAGAAAGCUCGCCGUUUGCCGCCAGUUGCUCAUUGAAAUACGAAAUGGAGUCGGAAAAUGAUGAUGUAAUGGCCCGAAACAAAUUCACUCCCAUUUCAUCACCCGAUCAAACUAGUUCUCAGAGCACUAAAUCUGAUGCAUCUGAUAGCGAGUUUAAGACUAAUGGUACAGCUGGUCAGCAUGAUAUUAUAUCAAAUGGAAAUUGCAGAGAAAAUUGUGUUGCUGAAAGUUAUGAAUCAGUGAGUGAUGAAAAAAAUGCUGUGAGUGUUCCGGCUAAUUCUUUUCAUGAAAGGAGGUUUUCUACAAGUUCUUUCUCCUCAGAUAUUUCUUCUUUAUCAAAACUGCCAAGUUUGAAACACCAACAUAGCAUGCGUGGCAUAGAGAAAGGCAACGGAGUGCCAUCCAAUGUAGUAGAUGAAGAAUCUACUGAAGGAAUACUUAAAAUAUCCAAACCAGCAGCAUCGAAUGCUGAUGAUAGUGAUGAUAAAUCAAAACCUCCAGUUGUACAGCAGAAGGGUCGUUUUAAAGUGACCUCUGAGAAUAUUGACCUAGAUAAGGCUCUUCCAUCUAUUGGCAUCCCAAAGAGCCACAGCAUGCAGGUGAUUUCUCAGCUUCCGACAAUAAGCAUCCCUUCAACAGCUGGUUAUACAUCAAGCCUUCUUGGUUAUUCUAUUUUCCCACAGCUGCAAGGUAUUUUGCAAGCAAAUAUGCUCCAAAGGGACAAUAUUCUUAGUUUGAUGAAGCAGUUGAGCAUUAGUGAGCAAUCACCUGUUUCUGCAUCUUCAUCGAGUCGUUCCCCUGAGGGAGUAUUACCAUCAGUUCCUGCCAUUAUAACUGAAAAGUCUGCCAUUAUAACUGAAAAGUCUUUGUUAGAAGCAGCACAAGAAAGAGAGAAGGAACUGAUACAAGAAGUCACUGAUCUGCAGUGGAGGCUGAUAUGCGCGCAGGAUGAACUACAGAGGCUUAGAGCCAGGAAUCAGUUUUGAUGCAGAUACAGCUUACUGUGCAUGAUGAUAUGAAGACAUCAAAAUGUUACACUGUCCCAGCUAUGCCGGAACUUAAAUGGUUAAAGAAAAGAAACAUUAUGGAGAUGGUGAAGCAUUUAGAGCCUUCAUUACUAAAAAAACAAGAGUUUAAGAUCAGAGCUUAGAAAAAUAUCAUGUACUGAAAUACUAACUUGGACAAAAUAAAAAUUGCUAGGGUAGGCCUGUUCAUGCUAAUGAGGACUAAUGGUAGUAGCUUGCUUGAGCCCUCAGAGUAUUCGAAUCUGUGGGUGUAAUAAUGAAUUUGAAUUGCCUCUACAUAUGCGAAUUUGUGGAUGUAAUAAUGUACACGACGUGCCUGGUUUUUUAAGUUGUCAAAAUGUUUGGAGUCUUUUAUUGUGGUAAGAAUUUAGAAUGAGCUUUUUGAACCUUUAAA
Ananas comosus (pineapple) is the source of this 2846-nucleotide messenger RNA. Its product is annotated as serine/threonine-protein kinase BLUS1. The coding region runs from base 296 to 2413 and encodes 705 amino acids. The record is from RefSeq and is a predicted model, not a curated record. NCBI's taxonomy places the organism in Eukaryota, Viridiplantae, Streptophyta, Magnoliopsida, Poales, Bromeliaceae. Gene Ontology annotation, molecular function: ATP binding; protein serine/threonine kinase activator activity; protein kinase activity. The transcript is spliced from 19 exons. Gene Ontology annotation, biological process: protein phosphorylation.